AUGAUGGGAGAAGGUGAUGACGUGCUGGAGCACAUCAACAGACUCAAGACUCUGGCGGAGCAAUUGGACGCAGUCGGUGCUCCGGUCAGUGAGGACGAUUUGGUCAUCACGCUUCUGGCCAGCCUUAGCGAGUCGUACCAGUUCCUGAUAACAGCAUUGGAGUCGAGAGCCGACUCGCUGUCGUGGGAGCUAGUGACGUCUCGGCUAUUGCAUGAAGACAUGAAGCGCAAGGAGCAAGGUGGCGGAAUCGAAGGAGCCGCGCACGAUCAAGCUCAAGCAUUCAUGUCAAGAGACAACAAGUGCAAGGCUCGACCGGCUAAGAAGACCGGUGCGUGCCACAAUUGUGGAAAGCAAGGACAUUGGAUUGCGGAAUGCCCUUCGCGGAUCCAAGAAGACGCUGGUAGACAGAGGUUCCAGCGUGCGAAUAUCGCGCAAGAAGAAGAGCUUGGCGAUUACCUGUUCUCGGUUGGUAUUGGCAAGACCAAGUCGAGUUACAUGUGGCUGGUCGAUUCAGGGGCGACGCAGCACAUGACAAGUUCGAAAGAGUUCAUGAGGAACUACAAGGACUUUGGACCAGUAGAUGUGCAUCUUGUUGAUGAUGGAAUUGUACAAGCGAUUGGAAAGGGUGACAUUGUCAUGUCAAUGAUGACUCGUCAGGGCGUCAAGAAGGGUGUGCUCACAAAUGUGUGGCAUAUCCCAAAGUUAUCUCGAAACUUAUUUUCCGUUGGAAGAUUCAUCAAGGACGUGGGGCCUGUCACCUUUGAAGUCGAUGGUUGCUUCGCGGAAACGAAGGGUUUCAAGUGGAAACUAGGCGCUCUAGAAGGAAUGGGAUUGUUCAAGCUUUGUAUGACACCGGUGCUUCCUGCCGAGGUCACUGAGGCCUCGACAAAGAAGGAGGAUAAGGCUGGCCAGGCGAAAGACAAAGCUGGUGAGAUGAAGGACAUGGCUGCGGAGAAGGCGGGCCAAGCCAAGGACAUGGCACAAGACAAGGCUGGUCAGGCAAAAGACAAAGCUGGUGAGAUGAAGGACAUGGCCCAAGUAAAGACUGGUCAGGCAAAGGACAUCCUUGAGAAGUUUGGCAUGGAAAACAGCAAUCCUGUCAAGACUCCACAAGAACCUGGACUCAAGUUGACAAGGUCAAUGUGUGCAGAUGGGUGCAAGCAUGCGGAAACAAUGGCAAAUGUGCCAUACCGCAACGCCAUCGGCUGUUUGAUGUAUCUCAUGGUGGGGACCCGCCCGGAUAUCGCAGUUGCAGUGGGAGUUCUCAGUCAGUUCGCGGCAGAACCUUGUCCAACCCAUUGGCAAGCGCUAAAGCGGGUGUUCCGUUUUAUUCAAGGCACAAGGACGUAUGGAAUUGAAUUCCAAGCAACCAGUGAUGACAAGCUGCAAGGCUACUCGGACGCGGACUGGGCUGGAGAUGUCGAGGCUAGACGAAGCACAAGCGGGUACGCCUUUGUGAUGAACAACGGAUGCAUUAGCUGGAGAAGCAAGAAACAGAGCAUCGUGGCUCUAUCGUCUACAGAAGCCGAGUACAUGGCUUUGACUGAAGCUGUACAAGAAGCAAUUUGGCUUAAGGCAUUCUUACAUGAACUCGGCGAGAUGAAUAGCGACGAAGCAGUCAAGAUCUACGAAGACAAUCAAGGUUCCAUCGCUUUGGCCAAGAACCCCGAGUUUCACAAGCGGACCAAGCACAUCGACAUUCGUUAUCACUUUGUGCGUGAAAAGGUGGCAGAAGGAAAAGUGGUCCUAGAAUACUGCUCGACCAAGGACAUGAAGGCUGACCUAAUGACCAAGCCAAUUCCUGCAUCACAGUUCCAGUAUCUUCGAAGUAUGUUGGGAAUCAAGGCGCCACGGUCUGCCGAGGCGAGUGGGAGUGUUACAAAAGAAAUGCCUCGGCAGGCUGAUUUUGUAAGAUGCACGUAG
Messenger RNA from Peronospora matthiolae, 1923 nucleotides. The record is from the annotation of a GenBank genome assembly. Lineage: Eukaryota; Oomycota; Peronosporomycetes; Peronosporales; Peronosporaceae.